This is a messenger RNA of Lepus europaeus (European hare), 2609 nucleotides long. It is a transcript of the gene CARS2, whose product is annotated as cysteinyl-tRNA synthetase 2, mitochondrial. The transcript is spliced from 15 exons. The record is from RefSeq and is a predicted model, not a curated record. The coding region runs from base 1 to 1698 and encodes 565 amino acids. Gene Ontology annotation, molecular function: ATP binding; cysteine-tRNA ligase activity. Gene Ontology annotation, cellular component: cytoplasm. Gene Ontology annotation, biological process: cysteinyl-tRNA aminoacylation. Lineage: Eukaryota; Metazoa; Chordata; Mammalia; Lagomorpha; Leporidae.
AUGUUGCGGCCGCGUGGGCCCAGCCGGGGCGCCCCGCUGCUGCGGGCGGCGCUGUGUCUCCGGCGGGCCGCGUCGGGUGGGCCUGCGGGGCGGGCAGCGAGUGGCGGGCGCGGGCGCGGCUGGGUUCAGCCCGCGGGCCGCGACACGGGCGUGCAGGUGUACAACAGCCGCACCGGAAGGAAGGAGCCGCUGGUCGUGGCCCGCGCGGACGCCGCCUCCUGGUAUAGCUGUGGACCCACUGUGUACGACCACGCACACCUCGGCCAUGCAUGCUCAUACGUUCGAUUUGAUAUCAUUCGAAGGAUCCUAACCAAGGUUUUUGGAUGCAAUAUCGUCAUGGUGAUGGGUAUUACAGAUGUGGAUGAUAAAAUAAUCAAGAGAGCCAGCGAGAUGCAGAUCUCACCCGCUGCCCUGGCCGCUCUUUAUGAAGAAGAUUUCAAGCAAGACAUGGCAGCCCUGAAGGUCCUGCCGCCCACUGUGUACGUGAGGGUGACGGAAAAUAUUCCUCAGAUAAUUUCUUUCAUCGAAGGAAUAAUUGCCCGGGGGCACGCGUACUCGACGGCCAAAGGCAACGUCUACUUCGCUCUGAGGUCCCGAGGAGACAAGUACGGCGCACUCGUCGGUGAGGUCCCCACUCCGGCUGCAGAGCCAGCUGACUCCGACAAGCGACAAGCCGGGGACUUCGCCCUGUGGAAGGCGGCUAAGCCCCAGGAGGUGUGCUGGGCCUCGCCGUGGGGCAGCGGCAGGCCCGGCUGGCACAUCGAGUGCUCCGCUGCCGCCAGCUUGGUGUUCGGAAGUCACCUGGAUAUCCACUCCGGCGGGAUCGACUUAGCCUUUCCGCACCAUGAAAAUGAGAUUGCUCAGAGUGAAGUCUUCCAUCAGUGCAGCCAGUGGGGCAGUUACUUCCUGCACUCUGGGCAUUUGCACGUGAAAGGCAAAGAAGAAAAAAUGUCCAAAUCAUUGAAAAAUUACGUCACUAUUAAGGACUUCCUGCGCACGUUUUCCCCGGACGUCUUCCGGCUCUUCUGCCUGCGGAGCAGCUACCGGUCAGCCGUGGACUACAGUGACAGCAGCAUGCUAGACGCCCAGCACCUCCUGCUGGGGCUGGCCGCCUUCGUGGAGGACGCACGCGCCUAUGUGAAGGGGCAGCUGGCGGGCGGCUCCGUCGGGGAGGCCGCGCUGUGGGAGAGACUCAGCAGCGUGCCAGGGACCGUGAAGGCCGCGCUAGCCGAUGACUUCGACACGCCCCGGGCAGUGGGGGCUGUGCUGGACCUCGUGCACCAUGGGAGCAGACAGCUCAGGGCGGCCACCCAGGAACCCAGCGGCCCAAGAAGCCCUGCUGUGUUCGGUGCCAUCAUCUCCUACGUUGAAGAGUUUUUUUCAACCAUUGGGAUUUCUCUGACAGAGCAACAGCAGCAGUGUGUUUCAGGCGACGGCAGCUCGGCUGCGCUGCGCAGCGUGGUGGAGGAGCUGGUGCGCUUCCGGCUGAAGGUCCGGCAGUAUGCACUGGCCACGCCUGAGGCCACCGGGGAGGCCCGGCGACAGCAGCUGCAGGAACGGCGGCCCCUGCUGCAGGCCUGUGAUGAGCUGCGCCGGGACCUGGCUGCCCACGGCAUCAGCAUUAAGGACAGAAGCAGCACGGCAUCCACGUGGGAGCUGCUGGACCCCAGGACAAAGCCGCAGCAGCCAGGGGGCUGAGCCGCAGCACAGGCUGCCUGUCGUGGCGCUCACCGCGACAAUAAACGCACCGGUACUGUCCCUCGGCCUCGGUGCCUCACUGCUGUGCCAGACCCAGACGGUGACUCGGGGCACAGGGCAGGGGUCGCCCACCCGGCCUGCUGAGUCCUGGGAGGCGGAGGGCCCCGACGCGGCCACUCUCCUCCACUCAUCUGCUGCCAGCCUGGCCCAGGGAGCGCCCCCAGGGGUAGCGGGUCUGUAAGGGGACGCACUGCCAGCCCCUCCUUGGAGCAGACAGCCGUGUCAUGAGAACACGGGCACGGCUCCGUGGCUCGCUGGCUGCGUGUGUGUCCUGUGUCAGCUUUGUUCUGAUCCACUGCAGCAGGCUUGGGAGGCUCCUGAACUUUGACCUUCCCAACACCUGACCAUAUCCUCGCCUAGGAAGCACAGAACUCUGGGAGGGACGUCCAGGGCAGUGUCUGGAAAAGCUCAUGUGUGGACAGUAACAGAGGUGGGCAUCCACCUGAGGCUGGUGUGGCCACACCCGAGCUGGCAUGGCCAGGUCUCCCUAGAGCUUCCUGCUAACGCACACCCCGGGAGGCAGGUGAUGGCCCACGUAGCUGGGUCUCCACCACCCACAUGGGAAACCUGGAUUGAAUUCCCAGCUCCUGGCUGCACCCCAGCCCAAUCCCAGCCCAAUGAUUUUUCUUAAACUUGGACUGGGUCAGCAUCUCCAAGGGCAAAGCCUCAAAGUCCACACAGAUGCACGUGUGGGGUGCAGACCCCACCCAGGACAGGUGAGGGGCCACUCCAAGGGAACCAGACACACACGGCACAGCUCGCCCAGGCCCACAGUGCAGAGGUCACGUUUACUGAAGUUGCACACAUGAGACACGGGGUGGUGACAGCAGCCUUUCCCCCCGGGCCCCCCG